UUCAAUAGUUUAAAGUAUAAACCAAACUCUCCUUUCUUCUCUCCCAAUCAAAUUUUCUUCUGUUAAAAUUCUUCAUGAUGUGCUAAACCCACUGUACUUGAAAUUAAUCAUGAGAUUUAGCUCUGGAUCCAAGGGUUGAUCCACUAGAAUUAUCAAGUAACUUGAGAUAGAAAGCUAGCCAUGAAAGGAAUUCAAGAAAGUUCAAGUCUGCUCACAUUCAUCAUGUUCUUGUUAUUCUUCACUAUGAUUGGGUUCUUGCAUGGUGAGGAACUUGGGACUCUCUCUUCCUUCAAAGCUUCCAUCAAUGACCCUCUUAAUCACCUCUCCAACUGGAACUCCAACAACAAUCUAUGUGACUGGCAUGGCAUCACUUGUGACAGCAUGUCUCAUGUUCAUGCAAUUGAGCUUUCAAGCAAAAACAUCUCUGGCAAACUCUCCUCCUCUUCAACCUUUCACUUGCCGUUUAUCUCAAGAAUCGAUCUUUCGAACAAUCGAUUUUCCGGUGAAAUCCCACAUGAUAUGUUCUUCAACUCUUCGUUUCAAUAUCUUAAUCUUAGUAACAACAAUUUCACUGGUCAAAUCCCAAGUGGGAGGUCGAUUUCGAAGCUCGAAACUCUUGAUCUUUCCAACAACAUGCUUUCUGGCAGAAUUCCGGACACAAUCGGAUCAUUCUCAAGUCUCAGAUAUCUUGAUCUCGGUGGGAAUGUUUUGGUGGGUGAAAUUCCAAUCUCUAUAACAAAUUUGAAAAGCUUGGAAUACUUGACUUUGGCUUCAAACCAUUUAGUUGGUCCAAUUCCACCACAAUUAGGCCAAAUGAAGAGCUUGAAAUGGAUUUACUUUGGCUACAACAAUCUUUCUGGUAAAAUCCCAACAGAGAUUGGAUUCUUAACUUCUCUAAAUCAUCUUGAUCUUGUCUACAACAAUUUCGCAGGACAAAUCCCAUCUUCAAUUGGGAACCUGAGUGACCUACAGUACCUCUUCCUCUACCAAAACAAGCUUACUGGUUCCAUUCCCAAAUCUGUUUUUAGUCUCAAGAGACUCAUAUCACUUGAUCUUAGUGACAACUUUCUUUCAGGGGAGAUUCCAGAGCUCAUAAUUCAGUUAGAGAAUCUUGAGAUUCUCCAUCUUUUCUCCAACAACUUCAUUGGUAAAAUCCCAACUGCUUUAACAUCCUUGCCUAAUCUACGAGUCCUUCAACUUUGGUCGAACAAAUUAUCCGGCGAGAUUCCAGCAGAGCUUGGAAAACAUAACAAUCUUUCUGUUUUAGACCUCUCCACCAACUCUCUCGCAGGAAAAAUCCCCGAAAGCCUGUGUGGUUCCGGCCACCUUUUCAAGCUCAUCCUUUUUUCAAACUCACUUGAAGGUGAAAUCCCAAAAAGCUUGAGUGAUUGCAAAAGCUUGCAACGAGUACGACUGCAGGAUAAUAAACUCUCUGGUGGAUUACCACAAGGCCUCACUCAGCUUCCACUUGUGUAUUUCUUGGAUAUCUCAGGCAACAAUCUUUCUGGUAGAAUUGAUGACAGAGAAUGGAAUAUGCCUUCUCUUCAAAUGCUGAAUUUGGCCAAAAACCAGUUUGUUGGUGACUUGCCUAGCUCGUUUGCUGGUGACAAGCUAGAGACCUUGGACUUGUCCAGGAACCGGUUUUCGGGUACAAUUCCAAGCCAAUUCAGGAGCUUAUCAUCGUUAGUGCAACUAGAUCUAAGUGAGAACAAGUUAUCCGGUGAAAUACCAGAAGAAAUGUCUUCAUGUAAGAAGCUUGUUAGUGUUGACCUGAGCCAUAACCAGCUUGGCGGCUCCAUUCCUGCUAGCUUGGCUCAAAUGCCAGUUCUGAGCGAGCUUGAUUUGUCCGACAAUCAUUUGUCCGGUGAAAUACCAAGGAAUUUGGGGAGAGUGGAAUCGCUCGUUCAAGUGAAUAUCUCACACAAUAACUUUCAUGGCACUUUGCCAUCCACAGGAGCAUUUCUUGCCAUCCACAAGAGCGCGAUCGAAGGUAACGAUCUUUGUGGAGGUGAUACCACAACGGGUUUGCGACCAUGCAAGAAGAGUACUAAUAAGAACCCUAUUUGGGGGUUCAUAGUUGCUUGUUUCAUUGGUGCAUUGAUGCUGCUUGCUAUUGUUGCGUUUGCUAUUGUUUUCAUUAAACAACAAAACAGUUUGUCGAUGAAACGAGUGGAAAAUGAAGAAGGGAUUUGGGAAAUGCAAAUAUUCCGCGCAAAGGCGAUAACAAUUGAGGAUAUCUUGUCAUCCAUGAAAGAAGAAAAUGUCAUCUCUAGAAGCAAAACUGGGGUUUCAUAUAAAGGCAAGUGUGUUUCAAGCGGCAUGCAAAUCAUGGUGAAGUUAAUCAACGACGUGAACUCACUUCCCCCGAAUUCUUGGGCUCAAAUUGCUCAAUUUGGGAAGCUUCAGCAUCAUAAUAUUGUGAAACUAGUAGGUAUUUGUCGGUCCAAGAAGCGUGCAUAUCUGGUGUAUGAGCACGUAGAAGGGAAGAAAUUAAGUGAAAUUCUUGGGAAUCUGAGUUGGGAAAGACGAAAGAAAAUUUCUAUUGGGAUCGUAAAAGCUCUAAGGUUUUUGCAUUCUCAUUGUUCCUCGAGCAUUCUCACCGGUGACAUAUCGACUGACCAAGUUAUAGUCGAUGACAAGGACGUACCUCGCCUGGAAUUGAGCACUAACUGCUUCAUUUCCCCAGCCUAUGCUUCCCCAGAAACUAAAGACGCGAGCGAGAUCUAUGGAUUUGGGCUCAUACUCAUUGAAUUGUUGACCGGAAGAAGUUGCAGAGAUACAGGGUACUACGGUUCGCACGAGAGCAUCGUCGAGUGGGCCCGGUACUGUGACUCGGAUUGCCAUCCUGACACGUGGAUUGAUCCCGUGAUUAGGGUACAUGCAUCCAAUGAUCACAAUGAGAUUGUUGAAAUCAUGACUCUGGCUCUCCAUUGCACCGCAACCGACCCCACGGCCCGGCCUACCGCAGAUGAAGUAUUAAAAACCCUAGAGUCUGCUUUGAGGACCAGUUCUUGGCUCCCACACUUAAAGUUCUCUUCAUGUGUUCAUUAGCUGUCUAAACCCUACUAAUUUUGGUCUUUAAAUUUGUUUUUCAAUUGACCUUUUCUUUCCUUUUUAUGGAUGUUUGUUGUAUAAUUAGGUUUCAUAAUGAUUGUUUUGCUCAAAUGUUUUGUUUGAUGGUAUGUAAUGUUGACAUACUACUGAGUGUAAAAUUAAUGUAAUGUAGAUAAUGUUAAAUGCCGUUA
This is a messenger RNA of Tripterygium wilfordii, 3245 nucleotides long. Its product is annotated as probably inactive leucine-rich repeat receptor-like protein kinase At2g25790. Lineage: Eukaryota; Viridiplantae; Streptophyta; Magnoliopsida; Celastrales; Celastraceae. Gene Ontology annotation, cellular component: plasma membrane. The transcript is spliced from 3 exons. Gene Ontology annotation, biological process: protein phosphorylation. Gene Ontology annotation, molecular function: protein kinase activity; ATP binding; protein binding. The record is from RefSeq and is a predicted model, not a curated record. Bases 181 to 3051 code for a protein of 956 amino acids.